Molecule: messenger RNA, 1560 nt
Organism: Diaporthe amygdali
Lineage: Eukaryota; Fungi; Ascomycota; Sordariomycetes; Diaporthales; Diaporthaceae
Exons: 1
Coding region: 1-1560 (519 amino acids)
Biological process (GO): carbohydrate metabolic process
Molecular function (GO): hydrolase activity, hydrolyzing O-glycosyl compounds
Source: RefSeq, a predicted model, not a curated record
AUGGCGCCCCUUGCGUCGUAUGUUGGAGCCUGGCUCAUCACGGCCUCACUGGCCCGCGCUGCUCUUCCGGUGCAGUCUCGCCAGACGACAAGCACCUUCACUUCGACUGGAAAUCCCAUCUUGGCCGAUGGCUCGAUCUACUCGGCAGAUCCAGCACCAAUUGUGGUCAAUGAUACGGUCUAUAUUCUAGCCGGUCGCGAUGAGGCCGGGCCGGACGAGAAUAACUUCAUCAUGAACCAGUGGCAGAUAUUUGAGUCCAAGAGCGCAACGCCUUCUGGAGGAGAGUGGACUCUGCAUCAAGAUAUCGCAGAACCACAGACACUAUUCAAAUGGGCGAGCCAGGGCACUGCCUAUGCCAGCCAAAUCGUUCUUGGUCCCGAUGGCCGUUACUAUCUCUAUGCUCCUGUCACUCAGGCCAAUUCGCCCAACUCGGAUCCAUUUGCUAUCGGCGUUGCUGUUGCGAGCAGCCCUCUUGGCCCUUUCACAGACGCUCAUCCGUCCGGCCCUAUUAUCUCAGAGAGUGUGCCGUCACCAGGGAACAACAUCCAAAACAUUGAUCCUACCGUGUUUCUCGAUACCGACGGUAAAGUGUACCUCUACUGGGGGACAUUCGGGCAGUUGAGGGGUAUUGAACUGGACACAGACAUGGUCACGGUGAAGAGCAGCACUCUGGUGACCGUCAACUCCCUCACAGGUUUCUUCGAAGCACCUUGGUUGAUGAAGCGCAAAGACACGUACUACAUGCUCUACGCCGGGAACAACGCUGGCCCAAACUCGCCGUGCACGCCAACCAGCUAUCAUGCGUGCAUCGCCUAUGGUACCGCUUCAAACCCUCUCGGCCCAUGGACCUACCGCGGCAUCGCAUUGGAUAUCGUCUCUUCCACAACUUCACACCCCGGUGUCUUUGAGCAACCCGCAGGUUCAGGAAAAUACUUCCUCGUCUAUCACACCCGUGAUGCCGCUAAUGGAACUCAUUUCCGCCGAAGUGUUGCAUUCGACCAGCUGAACUGGGAUGACACCACGACGCCCCCGUCUAUUGAGAAAGUCAACCCGACCAAGCGCCCUGGACCGCCGCGCACGCCAACCCGCAAUAUUGCACCCGCGGCAAGCCCAUCGUCGGCGAACGGCACACCAAUUCAGUAUUGGGUGGCGGCCAUCAACGACGGCCGCGUAGAGGCCAACCCUCUCCCACCGGAUUAUUGGAGCUCGUGGGCUGACAAGUCACCAUCCAACAAUACCUUGACAUAUACGUGGAACACAACAGUGCAGCUCAACGGUGCGGCCAUCGCUUUCUUUGCAGACUCGCCCGCCGGCUCGACUGCAGGUGUGGCACCUCCGGCUUCGUGGUGGGUCGAGUAUCUUGCGGACAACGGACAGUGGUCUCGAGUGGCGAAUAGCUCUGCAUUCUCGACUGCGGUCACUGACACUCCUGCUGAGACUAAAUUCACAACGGUCUCGACGAAGUCUAUCAGGGCCAUCCUCAACCCCUCGGGUAGGAGUGGAGCCUAUGCCGCUGUUGGUGUCAAGGAAUGGUUCGCAUUCCAGCCUACUGCGUCGUAA